AUGGGGAGAAUUAAGAAGGUCGCCAGCCAAAAGCAUGAGGCUACAAUCUCACCAUUUUUGCAAGAAUUCAUAGCGCAUGCCACAAGUAUUCCCGUUCCAGAGCUCCCGUCGCUUCUCAACACAUUCCCUAAGCUAUGGCCGUUCCCGCGCGGUGAUCUCUACCAUUGGAUCAAUGUCUUGGACCGAUUCGACGAGAUUCUGGCCUCAGCUGUGGACAAAUACCUCCUGAAUACUGGCCCUCAGACCCAACUGUUUGCCCGAAGUGUUUUGGAGGAAUCAUAUUCGGCCGAUGAGAGCAAGAAGCCAGCAGAGGGUGUUGAUGCUAAACUAAAUGCCCUGGGAUACGGCCCUGAAGGAGAUAGAGAGCUUGUGGAAGCAGUUCUUGAUUUUUCUCGCCUUUUGCUCGAGAAAUGUGGGAACCGAAGCCUGUACAGCAGCAGCGAUCGCCUAGGUGACCUGUUGAACACCACCUCACUUUCUCUCCUACAAUCUACAUUGCGGCUGUCUCUUUGCUUAGCUCAACGAUACCACUCUCGCCAGCGUGGCACCCAUCAACAGUCCGUAUUGCAGUCCCACUAUGCGCUUGAUCUCGAAAAGUUGCAGAAAAUCGCGGCUCCUUUCCCGCGUCCAGCCAUCGCCAGUAAAACACCGUUUGGCACGUCUUCCCCCGUUUUAACCAAGGGAAAGGAAAUCACAGCCAAGACGAAAGUCAACGCCAAUGAACUGGUUUCCCUCGUGCGUGAUGACGAUGGCUGGGAGGAAUGGGGAGAUGUUCGAGUCCUGUACUAUCCCUCAGGCUCUGAACAGGCCAGAACUACGUCCGAAUUUGGCCAAACAGAGCACGGCUCACACGUUCCAGCUACGCCAACUCCAUUGCGACGUAGCGCACACCCCACUCCUCAUUCCAACCAGGCCUCGAAUGGAGAUGAAUCACCAGCUGUUAUCGGUGGGAAGGCAGAAGAGGCUACACGAGCGGGUAAAGUCCUAGAGCUUCCCUAUUCAAAAGUUUCAACUGCAAAGGUGGAAGAUCUUCUUGCGGCGAACUUGCCUCAUCUGCCCCUUGAAUCAAAAUAUGAGCUGCUUCACAAGCUCCGAGUCGCCAAGGCGUUGACAACGUCGCGUGCUACGCGCGAACAGAUUCUUUCCAUCAAGGCACUGGCAGUGACAAAUCUGGCCCAUGUUCAGCCGGAGAGUACCUUCCAAGCAAAGGUCCUUCAAUCUGAUAUGGAACAACCGAAGCGUCUUCAGCUUACUUACCAGCUCGCUGAAGUGGUUCAUCUCGGUGCCAGUGGUGACCUCGCGGUCUCUCGGUCUGUCCAAACUUUGGCGAUCCAGGCGUUGGAUGCUUUGGCCAAGCACAAGGUUCGUGCUAUCGACGUCUGUGCAGCUUUGAGCGUCAAUGUCAACCACGGAAUUCUCAUGUUCUUGACCCGUAAAAUGGUCAAUGAACUAGGCCCCGAAAACAACGACCCGGAUGAUGCUUACUACGAUGAGUGGCGAGAUGCGUUGCUUGCACUCCUACGCACUCUCCCAAGCUCGAGCACACGUACUCCGGAGACCCUGGUUGCAGCAGGUCUGAUUCCCAUGUUUGUUGACAUCUUGAAUCUGCGGACUGAAAAAUCCCGCCGAGUCUAUUCCCGUAUCAUGGAGUUCCUUGACACAUUUGUGCACGCGGUCCGUGAUGCACUGGGUACAUUGACAACAGCGAAGGGUUUUGACGCCAUGUCUGAUUUGAUUGAUCACGAGACCAAGACCGCGUUUGAGAAGGUCAAUCGAGGGGAUGGAUUUCCUGCUAAAUACAAAAACCCUUCGGUUGACUAUCAAAUUCCUUACUUUCAGCAGCAGACUCUGCGCUGGAUGUUCCGUUUCGUCAACCACAUCAUGCAGCACAAUGGCGGAGGCUUCGAUCGUGUUCUGCGCAACUUGAUCGAUUCGCCUCAGCUGUUGACUUCUCUUCGCCUUGUGUUCGAGAAUGCUCGUGUGUUCGGUUCACAUGUUUGGAGCAACGCCGUCAACAUUCUCAGCAGCUUCAUUCACAACGAGCCUACUAGUUAUGCUGUCAUCGCCGAGGCUGGCCUCAGCAAGAGCCUUCUUGCUGCGGUCAUGGGUCGUGAACUUCACGUUCUGGAGAAGCCGCCGGCCGUGGAGCCUGAAGACCGGGAGACUGAGGCCGACACCGAGGCCGAACCCUCCGCCACUCAACCGCCCAGCGCCGAAGCCGCUAUUCAGUCCGAGGGAAAGCAAAAGGAUCGCGAGUAUGCCAUCGUCAGACCCCAGAACACCCCUCUCGCACCUGGCAUAAUGCCCGCGGCUGAUGCUCUUGCUUGUAUCCCUGGCGCAUUUGGAGCUAUCUGCUUGAACUCCUCCGGUUUGGACCUCUUCCAGUCCUCCGAUGCACUAGAAAGUUUCUUCGAGAUCUUCGAGAACCCCGAGCAUAUCAAGUGCCUUAAGGAUGACCCAGAACUGGUUCGUUCGUUAGGCACGACCUUUGAUGAGCUUGUCCGACACCACCCAGCAUUGAAAACCUCUAUCAUGUCUGCCGUUCUUGUAAUGGCUGCUCGUAUCAACGUUCUGGGGCGAGUCAAGGCAUGGGAGCUAGGUAUGGGCACAAAAAUGUGGACCCAAGAUGCCGACGGCAAAACAACUCUUUCAGGAGAUGUCUUUUCAUUGUUCCGAGAGAUCGGCACAGCCGUUGAUGCACCCAUAGACGACCCUGCCUCGUUUGGUGCUCCCCAGCUCAACGCCAACACUCUGCCUAACGGCGCUAAGCUUGUCGUUGGGGAUCUAGAUCACGUCCUCCCUUCGCCGGGCCCCAACUUUGAGCCUAGAGAUAAGGAUGAUCAUGGUCUUUCGGCUACGGACUACCUGUUCCCAGCUUUGCGAUUCCUGGGCGCUUUCUUCGAGAACCAGACGAACUGCACAUCCUUCAUCCUGGCCGGCGGCACAGAGUUCUUGUUAGACAUUGCAACACUCCAAAGCUUGGCGUUUGAUUUCCACAGCACCAACGCCAACCAAGAGAUUACCGUGCUUAUCCACAUGCUAGCGGAAACGAAGCCUCACCUUGUGGUCCCAUCUCUUGUUCGACGCGCACAGGCAGCAGUGGACAAUCUUUCAGCCUUUUGGACUGCGCCCACUGGAUCGGGAUUCUUCACAGAAUUGAUCAAGCCAGCAGAUUCAAAAAAACCUGCUCUCGAGCCUACGGCUGCUGCUAAAUCUGGCACAUUCUUCGUGAGACAUUUGAAUGCUGUUCUUCUCCUUACCGAUGUCCUUCGCGAGGUUUUCGCAUCGCCACUGUACCAAACCCGGCCUGGUCAGUCUACCUCUAUCUUUGGCCAAGCCAACCUUGCGGACCACUACUGUUCCCUAGUCUCCUCAUUGAGCAACCUUCUUGCUUCUUGCGUGUGGGAAGGUAUUCUACUGGAGAAGAACAUCCCCGAGAAGUGGCUGAAAGCGACACAGGCCUCUGCUGAGAAGCAUGGCUCUGGAAAGUCAAAGGCUGCUCCGGUUACUGGGAACCCCCAGGAGCCUUCAGCAACGCCUGGCGCCGAACCUCAACGUGAGGGCACUAGUGCAUCAGAGACUGCUCCAGCUCAGUUGGGCCAGGGUCCGAAAGAAGAUGACACCGAAGUUGAUGAACAGUGUCCUGCUUUCAAGAAUGCGCGUACGCUUCGCUACCUUCUAAGCGCUCUGCCAACCUCGAUUACGGGAUUCUUGCACAACCUCGGACUCGGGAUUAUCGGCAAGAGACGCACAGAUCCGCUGCAGAAACAGAAGGCGAAUGCAUUUUUGGUCUCAGACGCCAUUGCUGAAGGUGUUCUUCGCCAACUGCAGUUCGACCCGGCCAAUUCCAGCAACAGCCCCAAGCAUCGUUUCGCAUAUCUCAUUGUCAUCCUUUCACACUUCUCGCACCUUCUUUAUGAAGUCUCCUCAGAUCGUCCCAGUCCGAACUACUUGACUUCAGUUCUCGUCUCGUUCAAUAAAAACAACGGCCUCAAAGUAUUGAAAGACAUCUGUGACGUCUUCUUGAGUGAUAUCAAGUCCCUUCCAUCUGCGGAGUCUAUUCCCGACCAAGACAAGGAGCUUGCUGACCGGCUUGCAUCCGGAUAUGGUGGAAUUAAAAUCAUUCUUGGAUUAUUCGCAGACCUCACUGCUGGGAAAUUCAUCGUGGACUCUAGCCAGACACAAGCCUUGACUUCUCACCCUGACCGGGACCGCGACCGUCCCGACUACUUCCAGCCAGGUCAACUCUUGGUGGAUCUUCGCAUGGAGAUCUUGCCCAUGGCCAGAGACAUGUGGAACUCGGACUUUGCGACCCAGUCAUCGAGUCCAAUUGUCCGAUUGUUGAUUGAUAUCAUGCGGUUCUCCUUGGAUGGUGAAUACGAGGCUGGCGCGGCUCGUAAAGCAGAUACCCCGCCCGUCUUGGUAGAGGUGCCCAAGAAACCAUUCGUGGUCCACACGGAACGAGCAACUGCCUUGCUUGAGAAAGGGUACACGGAUGUUGAUCUCAAUAAAGAAGCCCUUUAUCGUUGCAACAAUCUUUUAACGGCGGCUGAAGAAUACUGCAAGGCCCAGCAGUGGCUACGAGCCCCUCCCAGAGUACCCCCGAGUCCCGGCGAUAUCAAAACCGGACUACCCGAGUCUGCUUCUGGCAUCGACCUCCUCGAUGACCCUGGUCUUGGAGAGGUUCCACCUUUCAAUGCUGCCAAUUCGUUAGACCGCUCUGGAGCCCUCCAGUUGAUUCUAGCUCAGGCGCAACGUCCUCCUUUCCCCGGAGGCGAUAUUGACUCCGACAUGCACCGCAAUUUGGCCGAAGCUCUAGACAAUGUUCUCAACGACAAUGAUGACAUGGAUAGCGAUGACCGAGGCGAGUCAUCGAACCAGCGUCGGCCCGAGAGUCGUAAUAUCGGGGCAAGCUCUUCCGAAUCUACCGCGCCCCCUCAGGGAGAACCGGUGAAACGUCGCCAUAUGGUCACAAUCGAAGAUCUGGAUGCAGAGAGGCAAAACAUUCGGUCAAACCUGAUCGAUCGGGCUCUGGAUAUUCUAAAUGAACAUCAUGAUGUCUCUUUCGAGCUGUCUGACUUGAUCACCUCGGCUAUCAAGAAGCACAACGAGCCUGUCAACUUCCGUCGAGACAUUGGAGAGACCCUCGUUCAAUCGCUAGUCUCUCUACAAAUGGAGAACUUCCAGACAGCUGGCAAAAAGAUUGCAGCUUAUGCCCACAUUCUCGCACUGACCCUUCAAGAUCCUGACAUGUACCUCGCCACUCUUGAAGAGCUCAAAGAUUGCUUCUCGACUUUCCUUGGAUUUAUCAAGCUCCCAACACCCGAAAAGGCCGACCAAGAAACCUUCCCUUGGGUUGGACACGUCCUUCUCAUUCUCGAGAAGCUUCUGUCUGAUGAUUGCCAGCCUCCCCAGAUUGCCUGGAAACUGCCAAGUCUUGAUGAUCCCAACCCCAGCGGCGAUGAACCAGCCCGUCUUGAAGAUCCACUUGUCUCCCUCGAUGAGAAGACCCAGCUAUUUGAAGCUCUUGUCGAGAUCCUACCCCGAGUGGGCAAGGAUGAUACACUCGCGCUCUCCAUGUGCCGUGUUCUUGUCAUUCUCACCCGCGAGCGCAGCAUUGCCGCUCGCUUUGGUGAGAAGCGAAACCUUCAGCGUUUGUUCGUGAUGGUUAAACAACUUUCUAGCGCUACAAACGAUAAACUCCAAAGUGCCUUCAUGCUGAUUCUUCGUCACAUCGUCGAAGACGAAGCUACUAUCCGGCAGAUCAUGAGGAGCGAAAUUGUGGCCAACUUUGAGUCCAAGACUACCCGUCAGAUGGACACGAACGGCUAUGUACGACAUAUGUAUCACCUCGUGCUGAGAGCUCCUGAUAUCUUUGUGGAGGUUACAAAUGAAAAGCUACGGUUGCUCCGAUAUGACAACCAUCAACGUCCACAGGUUCUUGGAUUGAAGGCCGACAAGGAUCGGCAGCAAAAGCGAGGAAGAGCCAGUGUCUUUAUUGAAGAGCCGAAGCCAGAAUCAUCUUCAGCGGGUGAAGCAUCUGCCCCUGAAGGCACGGACAAGGGCAAGGCCCAAACCAAGGGUGCCGAACUCAAGGCCCCAAUUGUGGAGAACCCGGAUGGUGUUAUUCAUUACCUGCUUUCGGAGCUUCUGUCCUACAAGGAUGUGGACGACAAAGAAACCAGUCUUGAAUUCUCGGAGCAGGCAGCUGACCAAUCCGAUACUCAAACUGAUGUUGAGAUGGCUGUGGACGAGCCAACACCUUCGAUUUCGAGCACUGCCGCAGCACAAACAUCUCGCGGUUCCAAGAAGGCAGAAAAGCCCCAAUUCAAGGCAGAUGACCAUCCGAUUUACAUCUACCGCUGCUUGCUCCUUCAGUGCUUGACGGAACUUCUUUCCUCUUACAACCGGACUAAAGUCGAGUUCAUCAACUUUUCCCGCAAGGCUGAUCCUCUAGCCACUACACCCUCCAAACCGCGCUCUGGCGUCCUCAACUAUUUGCUGAACGUGCUUGUUCCCCUUGGUACCAUGGAUCAUGAUGAGUCUUUGGUGUUCAAAAAGCGCAGUAUCACCUCCACAUGGACCAUGCAAGUGCUUGUUGCGCUUUGCACCAAGACCGGUGAAUUUGGUGGUGUUGGUAAACGUCGUACCGACCCUAAGUAUGAGGAGGAUGAGCCUGAGCUUGCUUUUGUCCGCCGCUUUGUGCUAGAGCAUGCUCUCCGGUCCUACAAGGAUGCUAUGGCCUCUACUGAACCCCUAGAUGUCAAGUAUUCCAAGCUCAUGUCUCUUGCUGACCUCUUCGAUAAAAUGCUCAGCGGCUACUCCUUCACCAACGAUGCGGGCUUCCCAACUUCAACCAGGCAGCUCGCGAAGACCAUGUUCGAAAAGAAUUUUAUCCCCGCGCUCACUUCUUCCGUCGCCGAUGUCGACUUGAAUUUCCCGUCCUCUAGACGUGUCAUUAAGUAUAUUCUUCGUCCGUUGAAUAAACUUACCCAGACUGCCGUACUUCUCAGCGAGACCUCGGACAUCACUAUCCAAGGUGAUAACGAGGAUGAUGAGAUCUCAUCGGCAACUUCCGUUUCUGACAUGGAAGAUGAACGCGAAGAAACACCUGACCUCUUCCGCCACUCCACUCUCGGCAUGCUAGAGCCUCGUCAUGACGAGGAAGAGAGCAGCACCGAAGAAUCGGAGGGUGAGGACGAUGAGAUGUACGAUGAUGAAUAUGACGAAGAAAUGGACUACGACGAGGAUGUCGCUGAAGAUGAUGGUGAAGUCGUUAGCGACGAAGACGACGAUGGCAUGGGUCCAAUUGAAGGUCUUUCCGGAGAUGCAGUCGAAGUCAUCCUUGACGAAGAUGAUGACGAGGACGAGGACGAAGAUGAUGAAGACCACGACCAUUCGGACAUGCAUGAUGACAUGUAUGAUGGAGAAAUCGGUGGUGACAGAGACAACGAAAGCCUCGAAGAUGGCGCAGAGGACGAAUGGGAAAGUGAAGAAAUGACCGAAGACGAAGAAGAGGUCGAGAUGAUGAACCAGUUUGAAGAUGAAAUGGCCGACAUCAGACAAUCCACUAGACACCAAGGUGAAGAUCAACAUCUUGGUGACCUAUUCCGUGCCCUCAAUGGUUCCGGUGUUGAUGAUAUCCAUGGAGAUGCUCUAGGUGGUGAUAUUCACGAAGAAAUCGAUGACCUCGAUGAAGAUGUUGAAGACGAAGACGAAAUGGAUGAACUUGACGAGGACAUGGAUGAUUUCGAUGAGGACCAAGGAUCUUAUGAGGAUAUGGAAGACGAUGAUCUUCUUGAGCCGUGGGGAUGGGAAGGCGAUGAACCUCCAAUGGCCCGAGGACAUGCGCAAUCCCGCUUCCGCGCAGCCCCACCACCGGCCUGGGCUACCGUCACUGAAAUCAUGCCGGGUCGCCCAUCCGGUCUCGUUCCCAUUCAGCCUUACCACCGUGUCCACCGAACCCAAAUCCCGACUCACGGCAACGACGAUGGCACUAAUCCUCUUCUCGUCCGGACUGACCGCCCAGAUCCUACUGUUCCACCUCGGGUUGCUGCUGAUGCUUUCGCCGAUUGGGGCCAGUCUAUGGACCCUGCAGGUGGCCGGGUUGUUGCCAUGGAUAGCCCCAUCAGCUUCAUGAAUGCCAUUAUGCAAGCCAUUGGCGGGCAGGCAGCGCCAGGUUUCGGCGUUGUCACUCGCCCUGAUGGUAUUCACGUCCAUGUCGACCGACGGGCGGUCUUGCCUGGUCGUAUCCAGGAUAUGCUCGGGAUUCCCCGAGGAGCAGGCCCUCCAACUCGCACUCGCGGCGACGACCCUCACACUGCCGUCAAGUUUGGUCUUGGUACCACCAGAAACCGCUGGCAAGAAGAGGCCCACAUUAUCUUCAACAGCCAGUAUAUUGAGCGGACCCAGCGCGUCGUCAACUCCAUUCUGAGGCUCUUGGUUCCCCCUGCCAUCGAGGAGGAGAAGCAGCGCCAGAAGCUCGCGGAAGAGGAACGCAAGCGUGUUCAAGCCGAAAGGGCUGAAAAGGACCGCCAAGAUCGCAUUGCCGCUGAAGAAAAACAGCGCGAGCUUAAGCAAAAGGAGGAGGAGGAGAACGCCCGGCUACAGGCAGAGAAAGAACAACAGGAAGCCGAGCGCCAAGCUGCAGGGGUUGAUGAGCCCAUGGAAGACGUCCAAGAAACCGAUACGGUUGAAGACGCUGGCCCAUCUACUCAACCCGAAGCCCAACCCGCUGAACCCGCUCGUCGAGUCUACACGAACAUCAGGGGCCGCCAAGUUGAUAUCACCGGUCUCGAGAUCGAUUCAGAAUAUCUAGAGGCUCUUCCUGAGGAACUUCGGGAGGAGGUCAUCAUGCAACAGCUUGCUGAACAUCGGUCCCAGGCUGCUGCUGCGGGUGAGGAGGAUACUGAGAUAAACCAAGAAUUCCUUGAGGCCUUGCCUGCCGAAAUCCGCGAAGAAUUGCUGCAACAAGAAGCGGCCGAUCGACGCCGACGGGAACGUGAGACCGCACGACGACAGGCGGCCGCUGCUGGUGGUGCUGGUGCUACUUCUAGCACUCAACCGGCGGAAGAAAUGGAUGCUGUUAGCUUCCUUGCCACUCUCGAUCCCUCUUUGCGCCAGGCUGUUCUGGCCGAUCAGCCCGAGGAUGUUCUCGCAACCUUGGGCCCGGAUUACUUGAAUGAAGCUCGUGGUAUGGGCGGUAGCGGCCGACGCAUGGCCCAGUUUGGUGACAUGAGUGCCAUUGAUCACCGCCAGCCUGCUGCAGGCCAAGAGUCGAAGAAAGAGCAGAGACGUCAAACUGUUCAAAUGCUCGACAAGGCUGGCGUUGCAACCCUUCUCCGUCUAAUGUUUAUGCCUCUUCAGGGCAACGCUCGCCAUCAAUUGAAUGAUAUUCUUCACAAUGUUUGCGAGAACCGCCAGAACCGGAGUGAAGUGCUCAGCGUUCUUCUUUCGAUCUUGCAGGAUGGCAGCGUCGAUUCCACUGCGAUCGAACGCAGCUUUUCUCAUCUUUCUCUGCGUGCAAAGGCACCAGGAGCACAAAAGACGCCUCAGUCUAAGCGAUCCCUCGCUAUCCAGACUGCCUCGAGCGUCAGCAGCGAAGUGACCCCGAUUAUGGUCAUCCAACAAUGUAUCGCCGCGCUGUCUUUCCUUUCGCAGUUCAACCCACACAUUGCUUGGUUCUUCCUAACGGAACAUGACUCUGCCUCAGCUGGUAAACUCAAGUCAUUGCGUAAGGGCAAAGGCAAAGAUAACCGAGCUAACAAGUUCGCUCUGAAUGCCCUGCUUUCUCUUCUUGACCGCAAGUUGAUAAUGGAAAGCCCUAAUUGCAUGGAGCAGGUGUCUAGCCUCCUGAGCAGUAUCACACAGCCAUUGACUGUUCUCCUUCGUCGUGAGAAGGAGCGACAGGAAGAGGACAAGGGCAAGAAGCCUGAGCGACCUCAAAUCGAAGCAUCUGCCGAACUUGCUGAGGCUGCCGACUCCAGUAUGGACACAUCCAUGACGGAUGCUCCGCUUCCCACUGUGGAAACUUCCGAAGUCCCUAGUGAAGAGACCGCAGAGGGUGAAGAGGCUACUUCAGCUGAAGCCAAGAAACCUGAAGAUUCCAAGGAGCCCACCGGGGACGGGAAGCGCAAGAAGCGAACCAUCGAGCCUCCUGUCGUUCCGGAUCACAACUUCCGAUUAGUUGUCCACAUCCUUGCGGCUCGUGAGUGCAAUGGCAAGAUAUUCCGCGAUACACUUUCCACCAUCAACAAUCUUUCCGCUAUUCCCGGAGCUAGAGAUGUGAUCGGCAAUGAAUUGGUUGCUCAAGCGCAGGCCCUCAGCGAUACCAUCCUGGGUGAUUUGGAGGAUCUUCUCCCUCAUAUCCGCCAGGCCAAGACUGGUACCGACAUGCAAGGCCUUGCUCUGGCCAAGUUCUCCCCGGCUAGCUCAGACCAGGCGAAAUUGUUACGUAUCCUGACCGCACUUGAUUAUCUGUUUGACCAAGCACGAGCGGACAAGUCCAAGGAUAUCGAGCCUAGAUCCGCUCCGAAGGAAGAUGUGCUCAAGAAACUCUAUGAAAGCGCCACUUUCGGCCCGCUUUGGAGCAAACUGAGCGACUGCUUGACUGUCAUUCGGCAGAAAGAGAAUAUGCUGAACGUGGCUACUAUUCUCCUCCCUCUCAUUGAGGCAUUGAUGGUCGUUUGCAAGAACACCACGCUGAAGGACCAGCCGCUAUCUCGCGGCAGCCGCGAAUUGUCAGUCAACAGCACCCCAGCCGAUGCUGGUCUCAGCAUGGAAAACAUAUUCUUCAAGUUCACAGAAGAACAUCGCAAGAUUCUCAAUGAGCUCGUCCGCCAGAACCCCCGCCUGAUGAGCGGCACAUUCUCUCUAUUGGUCAAGAACCCCAAGGUCUUGGAAUUCGAUAACAAGCGCAACUACUUCACUCGUCGUGUCCACUCCCGCGGUGCCGAGCCUCGCCACCCUCAUCCUCCUCUUCAGCUCUCUGUGCGCAGAGCUGAGGUUUUCCUUGACUCUUUCAAGUCAUUGUACUUCAAGAGCGCGGAUGAGUUGAAGUAUGGCAAAUUGAAUGUACGAUUCCAUGGCGAGGAGGGUGUCGAUGCUGGUGGUGUCACCAGAGAAUGGUUCCAGGUUCUUGCGCGUGGCAUGUUCAACCCCAACUACGCUUUGUUCAUCCCUGUCGCCGCUGAUCGGACCACAUUCCACCCCAAUCGCCUCAGUGGGGUCAACUCGGAGCAUCUGAUGUUCUUCAAGUUCAUCGGGCGCAUCAUCGGUAAGGCCUUGUACGAAGGUCGUGUUCUCGACUGUCACUUCAGUAGAGCAGUCUACAAGAAUAUCCUCGGACGAUCCGUGUCUAUCAAGGAUAUGGAAACGCUCGACUUGGACUACUACAAAUCACUUCUGUGGAUGCUGGAGAACGACAUUACCGAUAUCAUCACCGAAACCUUUUCCAUUGAAACCGAUGACUUUGGCGAGAAGCAGGUCAUCGACCUGAAGCCCGGUGGUCACGACAUUCCCGUUACACAGGAGAACAAGGAAGAGUACGUUCAGCGCGUGGUCGAAUAUCGCCUCGUCGAGUCGGUUCGUGAACAACUGGACAACUUCCUCAAGGGUUUCCACGAAAUCAUUCCUCCCGAGUUGAUCUCCAUUUUCAACGAGCAAGAGCUGGAACUUUUGAUUUCUGGUCUUCCUGAGAUUGAUGUGGACGAGUGGAAGAACAACACCGAGUAUCACAACUACUCCGCGUCCUCUUCGCAAAUCCAGUGGUUCUGGCGUGCCGUCCGCUCGUUCGACAAGGAGGAGCGUGCCAAGCUGUUGCAGUUCGUCACUGGAACCAGUAAGGUUCCUCUCAAUGGCUUCAAGGAACUUGAGGGUAUGAACGGUGUGAGCAAGUUCAACAUCCAUCGCGACUAUGGCCAUAAGGAUCGCCUUCCCAGCUCGCAUACCUGCUUCAACCAGCUUGAUCUUCCUGAGUAUGAAAGUUACGAAGAUCUCCGUCAACGCCUUUACACGGCCGUCACGGCUGGAAGUGAGUACUUCGGAUUUGCCUAG
This is a messenger RNA of Penicillium roqueforti, 12054 nucleotides long. It is a transcript of the gene tom1, whose product is annotated as E3 ubiquitin-protein ligase TOM1. The transcript is spliced from 5 exons. Gene Ontology annotation, molecular function: ubiquitin-protein transferase activity. Gene Ontology annotation, biological process: protein polyubiquitination; positive regulation of protein catabolic process; proteasome-mediated ubiquitin-dependent protein catabolic process. The coding region runs from base 1 to 12054 and encodes 4017 amino acids. Lineage: Eukaryota; Fungi; Ascomycota; Eurotiomycetes; Eurotiales; Aspergillaceae. The record is from RefSeq and is a predicted model, not a curated record.